AUGGCAACUCAACCAAGGCGCCGAUCGAUCUCUUCCGCGGUUGGCCGAACCCUGCCCUGCUCCCGGUCCAGUCCCCUCUCCCACGCGUCUACCGUCGCUCUCUCCAACCCCUCGAUCUAUCAGCCAGGCCUGCAAUAUGGCCCGGACGAAGGCUACGGGCCGCUGCGCCAGCAUGUGGCGCAAUGGUUGACUUCCUUCUAUGCGCCUCCUGACCCCAUCUCGCCGGACCGCAUCUGCAUCUCCGGCGGUGCCAGUCAGAAUCUCGCGUGCAUUCUGCAAGUCUUCACAGAUGCAGCCUACACCCGGAAUAUCUGGAUGGUCGCGCCCACAUACUACCUCGCCUGUCGGAUCUUUGACGAUGCAGGGUUUGCAGGUCGCCUGAGGGGAGUCCCUGAGGAUGCAGAAGGCAUCGACAUUGACUUCCUGGAGCGGGUUUUUCUGUCAUGGGGGAAAGAGAAGACAUACAAACCCCCGCGGCCCUGGAGGAAGAUUUACAAAUACGUCAUCUACCUGACCCCGACCUUUGCCAAUCCGUCCAUGAAGGUCGUGUCCUUGCGACGGCGCGAACAACUCGUCCGGCUCGCACGACGCUACGACGCCCUCAUCGUGUCCGACGAUGUCUACGACUUCUUGCAAUGGUCCUCCCGCCCAGAGACUGUGCUCCCCAACCCCGAGAAGGCGUUUAUUCCGCGCCUGGUCGACAUCGAUCGCUAUCUUGAUGGUGGUCCAAUUGAUGGAUGGGGGAACACGGUUAGCAAUGGCAGCUUUAGCAAGCUCAUCGCCCCGGGAGUAAGGACGGGAUGGGCAGAGGGCACCGAGAGGUUUGUCUACGGGCUAUCUCAGACGGGAUCGUCGAGAUCCGGAGGCGCUCCCUCCCAGCUUACGGCGACCUUUAUCGAUCAGCUCCUGUCCACCGGUGCGCUUCAAAAACAUAUCGCAACGGUCCUGCAGCCUGCGUAUGGAAAACGUUACCACCAGGUCAUGACGGCCAUUCACGACCACCUCCUGCCGCUGGGUUUCCGCAUUCCUUCGAGCUCUCCCCCUGUGGUGGGAGGGUACUUCAUCUGGGUCAAUCUGCCACAGCCAUUACGGGCCACUGAAUUGGCGCAGAAAGCUUUGACAGAAGAGAACCUGAAGAUCGGUAGCGGGACCCUCUUCCAAGUGCAGGGUGACCCUACAGAGGGCAGCGAUGAUUUUGAGGGCAGUAUCCGGAUUUCGUUUGCCUGGGAAGAAUUCGAUCUACUCGAUCAAGGCGUGCAGCGGCUCGCGGCCGUGGCGCGCCGCAUGCUGGCUGCCAGAUGCCCAGCUGUUAUAGCGGCCCAUUCGAUUCCAGAAUCUCAGGCCGUCAAACACCCAAUUCAGAAGUUAACAUCGUCAAUCAAGCAACAAUCAGGUCGAUGGCAUUCGAAUGCCGUAGUCCGUCUUGGUGGGCAGCACCUGCCUUGGCUGUCGCGAGCCCCUGGCGAUCCUAGCGAUGCCUGUCUGGCACUAGGACUGCUAGUGACACACCCGAGAAAGUUGGCUCUUCACUUGACCCCGCCAAGGACCGGAUUCCGGCUGCAGAUUGGUCCUCCCGACGAGACGGAGCGGUUUCGCAUUUCAUUACUGGCAUCACUUCGAAACAGUGAACACUUUUCAUUAAUUGCAUUAUUGACUGGAGUCUUUAUGGUUGCCUCGCAUUAA
This is a messenger RNA of Rasamsonia emersonii CBS 393.64, 1683 nucleotides long. RefSeq names its product Aminotransferase. The coding region runs from base 1 to 1683 and encodes 560 amino acids. Gene Ontology annotation, molecular function: pyridoxal phosphate binding; L-2-aminoadipate:2-oxoglutarate transaminase activity. The record is from RefSeq and is a predicted model, not a curated record. Lineage: Eukaryota; Fungi; Ascomycota; Eurotiomycetes; Eurotiales; Trichocomaceae. The transcript has 7 exons. Gene Ontology annotation, biological process: biosynthetic process.